Messenger RNA from Oldenlandia corymbosa var. corymbosa, 860 nucleotides. The record is from the annotation of a GenBank genome assembly. Lineage: Eukaryota; Viridiplantae; Streptophyta; Magnoliopsida; Gentianales; Rubiaceae.
CUCCCACGGUAAAGUUUUUAAAAGAGCAUAUGGAAAAGGCUGGAUGUAGCAUCAGUGACAAUUUCAUGAAGGCUGUUCAUUGCGAUAAACAGAUCAGUGGCGGUUACCUUCGCGGUGAAGGGAUAAUGGUAUGUGCUAAUUAUAUGAAUCUUCAAGACGAGGUUAACCAAGUGGUUAUCCAUGAGCUUAUUCAUGCAUAUGAUGAUUGUCGAGCUGCAAAUUUGGACUGGACUAACUGCGCUCACCAUGCUUGCAGUGAGAUCCGUGCAGGUCAUCUUAGCGGGGACUGCCAUUAUAAGCGUGAAAUUUUGCGGGGAUUUAUGAAGCUUAGAGGUCAUGAACAGGUCAGUUUCCCCCUGAUCAGCUUUUUACUUUUUUUAUGGUUAUCCCUUCUCAUCAUAUUCUUUUCUGUGUGUGUGGUAUUCUGUUAGGAGAUUAUUUACUUUCGAUUUGGUUGCUCUUUUUUCUAAGUCAAUUGACAUAGCUUCAGCCAAAUAUCUUUUCUUUAGUCAUUGUUGUGCUUUUGCAAUUCAUUUUUUUUUUUCCAAUUGAACUGUAAUUUAUGAAGCUAAGUCUAUCAGCGGAAUUGGAUAACUAUUCUGAUGAACAUACUCGUACAUUUGCUCUAAAUAUAGCUUUAACGUCAUGUUUUUUCUAAUCUUUUGUAAAGGAAUGCGUGAGACGAAGGGUCAUGAAAUCUGUUAUGGGGAAUCCACAUUGCUCUGAAGCUGCUGCCAAAGAUGCCAUGGAAGCUGUUUGGGAUGUUUGUUACAAUGAUACUAAACCCUUUGACAGAGCUCCUUGAUAUUUGUUACACCACAUUUUUUUUUUUCAUUGCACAUUCUUUUGCUACAUGUAUA